Cyprinodon variegatus (sheepshead minnow) is the source of this 1009-nucleotide messenger RNA. RefSeq names its product troponin I, fast skeletal muscle-like. Gene Ontology annotation, biological process: muscle contraction. Lineage: Eukaryota; Metazoa; Chordata; Actinopteri; Cyprinodontiformes; Cyprinodontidae. The transcript has 7 exons. The record is from RefSeq and is a predicted model, not a curated record. Gene Ontology annotation, cellular component: troponin complex. The coding region runs from base 177 to 695 and encodes 172 amino acids.
GGACCUUGGUGGCUGAUUGGACUGAGGAUCUUGUAUUUCCAUAAAAAGCAGCUCCACAUUCAUAUCAGAACCCUUAUAUAUAAACACCCUGAUAAUGUUUUGUUCCCACUGGCUCUACUGUCCUCCUUCCUGGCUUUCUUUUUCAUCGUAGGCUGUUAAAAAAAGAACCUGCCAAUAUGUCUCACGACAAGAAGAUGAGUUCAAGCCGCAGGCACCACCUGAAGAGUUUAAUUUUGUCAGUGGCUGCAACCUGGCUUGAGAAAGAGAAAAAGGAAGUAAUUGAAGCUAAGGAGGCGUACAUGGCUGAGAAAUGUCCUCCACCAAAUCUUAGUGGAGACCAGGCUACCCUCAUGGAAACCUGCAAAAAGUUACAUGCUCUCAUUGACAAAAUUGAUGAAGAGAGAUAUGACUUGGAGGCUAAAGUUGGCAAAGCUGAUAAAGAGAUUGAAGAUCUAAAGAUUAAAGUUGUGGACCUGGCUGGAGUAAAGAAACCUGCCCUGAAGAAAGUGCGUAUGUCUGCCGAUGCUAUGCUGAAGGCUCUGCUGGGCUCCAAACACACGGUUAAUCUAGACCUGAGGGCCAACCUGAAGCAGGUCAAGAAGGAGACCAAGGAGGAGCCCACAGACGCCGUUGGAGACUGGCGUAAGAACAUUGAGGACAAAGCUGACAGAAAGAAGAUGUUUGAAACUUCUUAAAGAACUGAACUCUACUCUCCAGUUGCUCUGGGCUGUUCACACCUUUUUGAAAUGUCCAUCAUUUUGAAUUGAAUCAUCUUUUGUUUAAAAAAAAAGUGUGUGUCAGCCUGUUUUUGUUAUUGUACAUUUGUUUAAUGCAGAAAUAACAUUAGCUCAGAAGGUAGAGCAGUUGACCUGUUGUAUGGUUGGUCAUUGAAUCUCCAACUUUUCCAGUCAAAAAAUUUCACUGUCCAAGAUACUGAUCCCAACAAUGUCCUGCUUAAAUAUGUUCUUCAAAUAUCAAUCGCAGAUAAAUGAAUAAAUAGAAAGCAAGG